AAUAAAUAUUUUAAGGAAUCAUCUGUUUUUAUUUCAACUGCUCUUUUUUUACCGAGUGUGUUUCUCUACUACAUGAUAUGUGUAUUUUUUGGAGCCCCUGUUUUUGAGUCAUAUACAUCAACCUUGUAUUUUAGCUGUUUGAUGACAUUGUUAACUGUUUAUCCAUUAAUAUGGCAUUUUUACAUGACCGACAAUAUUUCAUCAGUAUUUCGUAUAAUUCAGGAUAAUAAGUUUGACAAUACAAAUGAAAGUCAUCUCCAUGUUCUGAUUAUCUGGUCAAUUAUUGGGGCUUGGCUUGGUGCCAUUCCUAUUCCAUUGGACUGGGAUCGACCGUGGCAAGAGUGGCCAAUUACAUGUUGCAUUGGGGCAGCUCUUGGGUCAUCAGCAGCUCAUUUUUUCAUUGGAAGCAAGGUGCUCCUGAACCUUUUUAGAGAAAAGAAAAAGGUUUUGUUAAAGUCAGUGUGA
Molecule: messenger RNA, 465 nt
Organism: Uloborus diversus
Lineage: Eukaryota; Metazoa; Arthropoda; Arachnida; Araneae; Uloboridae
Product: phosphatidylinositol-glycan biosynthesis class F protein-like
Exons: 4
Coding region: 73-465 (130 amino acids)
Biological process (GO): GPI anchor biosynthetic process
Cellular component (GO): endoplasmic reticulum membrane
Source: RefSeq, a predicted model, not a curated record